Molecule: messenger RNA, 3492 nt
Organism: Kuraishia capsulata CBS 1993
Lineage: Eukaryota; Fungi; Ascomycota; Pichiomycetes; Pichiales; Pichiaceae
Exons: 1
Coding region: 1-3492 (1163 amino acids)
Biological process (GO): DNA-templated transcription
Cellular component (GO): RNA polymerase I complex; nucleus
Molecular function (GO): DNA-directed RNA polymerase activity; ribonucleoside binding; DNA binding
Source: RefSeq, a predicted model, not a curated record
AUGAAGGCUUCUUUUAGGACUCUCGAGAGAGAGGGGCGCUUCAAGAACCCCCCUCUUGACGAAUCUGCGUAUCCGAUGCUGAAGGAUGCCGUGGCACCUCAUGUGGGAUCGUUCGAUGCUUUGACAGAGGGCCCCAACGGAGGCCUGUUGAAUCUCGCUGUUAAAGACAUCGGGAAACGCACUGUUUUCGAUAGCAAUGAUGUGGAUAGACUCGGAAAUAAGCUUCAGAUAUGGUGUGAAGCCGUUGAGAUCUCCAAACCAGCUCUUUCAUCACGGGACACUGCGGCCACUGACAAGCGGGUGUUCCCAGCUGAGUGCAGAGAGGCCCACUCUACCUACCGCGCAAGACUCAGUUUGAAGAUCUGCUGGCGUGUGAAUGAUGGUGAGGUAGUGAGCGAAGUUAGAGACGCUGGUAUGCUGCCAGUGAUGGUGAAAUCAAACAGAUGCCAUCUCCAGACCAUGUCCCCCCAUGAACUGGUAGCCCACAGAGAGGAGUCCGACGAACUCGGUGGAUACUUCAUUGUUAACGGUAUAGAGAAGUUGAUCCGUAUGCUGAUUGUUCAGAGAAGAUCCCAUCCAAUGGCCAUCAUCAGACCAUCGUUUGCAAACCGUGGUGCUUCAUACACCAAAUACGGUAUCCAGAUCAGAUGUGUGAGACCAGACCAAACGUCUCAGACCAAUGUGUUGCAUUACCUGAACGACGGAAACGUCACUUUCAGAUUCUCAUGGAGAAAAAAUGAGUUCUUGAUCCCCGUGAUGAUGAUCCUGAAGGCUUUGGUUGAAACCAGCGACCGUGAGAUCUUUGACGGAAUCGUUGGUUCUGAUACCAAGAACUCGUUCUUGACCGAUCGUCUGGAACUGUUGCUGCGCACAUACAAGAAGUACAACCUCAAUUCACAAAAGGAGACCCUUGCAUAUCUUGGAGACAAGUUCCGGGUUGUUUUUGAUGGAACCCCAGACGUUUCGGAUAUUGAGAUCGGAAAAGAGGUUCUUCGCAGAAUUGUCCUUGUGCACUUGCCCGACAAUAAAGACAAAUUCCGCAUGCUACUGUUUAUGAUCCGCAAGCUAUACUCGCUGGUGGCUGGAGAUUGUUCGCCCGAUAAUCCAGAUGCCACCCAGCACCAAGAAGUCUUGCUUGGUGGGUUCCUGUAUGGUAUGAUCAUCAAAGAGAGAAUCGAGGAUUAUCUGAGAUCGUUCGAGUUGAGAAUCCGCAUGGAGAUCAACCGUCGUAAUCCCGUCAACUUUCAGGAUCGCAAGUACAUGUCAUUGAUAUUCUCUCGCAUGAACGAGAACAUUGGCCAGAAAUUAACGAGUUUUCUGUCCACUGGUAACCUGGUUUCGCAAUCCGGACUGGAUCUCCAACAGGUUUCCGGAUACACGGUUGUUGCUGAAAAAAUUAAUUUCCACCGUUUCAUCUCGCAUUUCCGGAUGGUGCAUCGUGGUUCUUUCUUUGCACAGCUCAAGACCACCACUGUUCGUAAACUGCUUCCUGAGUCAUGGGGAUUUUUAUGUCCCGUCCACACUCCAGAUGGAUCGCCAUGUGGUUUAUUAAACCAUCUCGCUCACAAAUGCCGGAUUGCAACCCAAGAUUCAGAUGUGUCGAAGGUUCCGGAAUUGGUCUCUCGACUAGGUGCAUUUCCUUCGCAUGCGUUUGCUGCAGGUCCCAACAUGUGCUGCAUCCAGCUGGACGGCCGCGUCAUUGGCUGGUGUUCUCACGAACAGGGAAAAAUAAUUGCAGACACUUUGAGGUUUUGGAAAGUCGAGGGCCAGCAUGGUCUUCCACUUGAUUUGGAGAUUGGUUACGUUCCUCCUUCCAAUAAUGGUCAAUACCCUGGUCUGUACAUCUUUGGAGGCCGUUCGCGCAUGAUGAGACCCACCAAAUAUCUGCCCCUGGACAAGGAGGAUAUUCUUGGGCCUUUCGAACAGGUGUACAUGAAUGUUGCAGUUGUUCCCUCGGAGAUUGAGUCGAAUGUCCACUCUCAUGUGGAGUUUUCGCCCACUAACAUUCUGUCCAUCCUGGCCAACUUGACUCCAUUCUCGGACUUCAACCAAUCGCCUAGAAACAUGUACCAAUGCCAGAUGGGUAAGCAGACCAUGGGAACUCCAGGUGUUGCGCUGGUGCAUAGAUCUGACAACAAACUGUAUCGUCUGCAGAGUGGCCAGACCCCAAUCGUCAAGGCCAACCUCUACGAUGACUACGGAAUGGACAAUUUCCCCAACGGAACCAAUGCGGUUGUAGCCGUCAUCUCGUAUACCGGUUAUGAUAUGGACGAUGCCAUGAUCAUCAACAAGUCUGCGGACGAGAGAGGGUUUGGAUACGGAACCGUCUAUAAGGUAGAGAAGUUGGACCUCUCUACCAUGAGACGGAGAGGUGACCCUAUCACGCAUCACGUGGGUUUUGGUUCUGACGAAUGGCCAGAGAGCUGGAGAGAGAAGUUGGAUGACGAUGGAUUGCCUGUGAUUGGUGCUCAUGUUGAGGAGGGAGACCCAAUUCUGGCCUAUUACGACGAUACUGAGGGAAGGACCAAGAUCAAGACCUACCACAGCUCCGAGCCGGCUUAUAUCGAAGAGGUGAAACUGAUUGACGAUGAAGUAUCCUCUGUUCGUGAAGUUCAAUCUGUCACCAUCAAAUACAGAAUCCCAAGACAGCCGAUGAUUGGUGACAAAUUCUCUUCGAGACACGGACAGAAGGGUGUUUGUUCGCGUAAAUGGCCCACAAUCGAUAUGCCAUUCACUGAGUCUGGAAUGCAGCCAGAUGUCAUCAUCAACCCCCACGCCUUCCCAUCCCGUAUGACCAUUGGAAUGUUUGUGGAGUCGCUUGCCGGAAAGGCCGGUGCCCUCCACGGAAUUGCCCAGGACUCUACUCCUUGGAAGUUCAGUGAAGACGAUACUCCUGCUGACUUCUUUGGUGAGCAGCUAAAAUCUGCAGGGUACAACUACCACGGUAACGAGCCAAUGUACUCUGGAGCUACAGGAGAAGAACUCCGUGCUGAUAUCUACAUCGGUGUGGUUUACUACCAGAGAUUGCGUCACAUGGUGAACGACAAGUUCCAGGUCCGUUCCACCGGUCCUGUUAACAGCUUGACCAUGCAGCCAGUCAAGGGUCGUAAGAGAAACGGUGGUAUUCGUGUUGGUGAGAUGGAACGUGAUGCCCUGAUUGGUCAUGGAACGGCAUUCUUACUCCAGGAUAGAUUGCUCAACUGCUCCGAUUACACACAGACAUCCAUCUGUCGCAGCUGUGGUUCUUUGCUGUCUACACAACAAUCUGUUCCCCGUAUUGGUCACACUUCAUCGGUCCGUUGUCGUCGUUGUGCCCAGAGCGUCGACACCAUCACAGCUUCCGAUGUGGAGGCAUGGGAAGAUGGUCAAGGAAACAAGUUCAUUGGUGGAGAGGAUACUACCACUGUUGCCAUUCCAUUCGUUCUCAAGUAUCUUGACUCCGAGCUGGCCGCUAUGGGAGUGAGGUUGAAAUACAAUGUGACGCCUAAUUGA